Harmonia axyridis is the source of this 1424-nucleotide messenger RNA. Its product is annotated as casein kinase I-like. NCBI's taxonomy places the organism in Eukaryota, Metazoa, Arthropoda, Insecta, Coleoptera, Coccinellidae. Gene Ontology annotation, biological process: endocytosis; peptidyl-serine phosphorylation; positive regulation of canonical Wnt signaling pathway. Gene Ontology annotation, cellular component: nucleus; plasma membrane; cytoplasm. Bases 178 to 1275 code for a protein of 365 amino acids. The transcript is spliced from 5 exons. The record is from RefSeq and is a predicted model, not a curated record. Gene Ontology annotation, molecular function: ATP binding; protein serine/threonine kinase activity.
CGAUUUGACAUACUAUUUUAACGUCAAUCAAAAUUUUUCAGUGAGGAAAAUAAUAGUGAGGCUAAAAGCAACCAGUCUUUUGUUCCUAGAGAUAAUAAAUGAUAUCCUCGUGAUAUAAAAGUUUUUGGUUUAGCUUGAAUGUAUUAGGAAGGAUACAAAUGUGUGUAAGAUGUUGGUAUGUAUUUCCGGAGAUUGAGGAGAAGAUAUCAAACACACUUUGAUAAUUUUGAAUCUGGAGAGAUACAUAAUAUUUUGGAUUCGGCUUCAUAUUCUCAGCCUUUUGGAGAGGCAUCAGAGAUGCAUUCUAGGCAGUCAUCAACAUCAGGGGUCUUGAUGGUAGGACCAAAUUAUCGUGUUGGAAAGAAAAUAGGAAGUGGAAACUUUGGAGAAUUAAGGCUGGGCAAGAACCUUUACAAUAACGAACAUGUCGCUAUAAAGUUAGAACCCAUGAAGUCUAAGGUGCCGCAACUGCACUUGGAAUACAGAUUUUAUAAGAUUCUUGGCAAUCAUGAAGGUAUACCCAAGGUGUAUCAUCUUGGAACCUGUGGGGGAAGAUACAACGCCUUGGUACUUGAGCUCCUCGGACCCAGCUUGGAAGAUCUUUUCUCUUUAUGUAAUAGGAGAUUCAGACUGAAAACGGUUCUGAUGAUUGCUGAUCAACUGCUGACAAGAAUAGAGUACGUUCACAGUAAGAGGCUAAUUUUUCGUGAUGUCAAACCUGAGAAUUUUCUCAUUGGGAGGUCUAGAACUAAGAAGGAUAAAGUGAUUCAUAUCAUCGACUUCGGAUUGGCGAAGGAGUAUAUAGAUCCUGAUACUAACAAACAUAUGCCAUAUAGAGAACACAGAUCACUGACCGGAACAGCUCGAUACAUGAGCAUCAACAGCCAUCUUGGAAGGGAGCAGUCUAGAAGGGACGACCUGGAAUCUUUGGGACACAUGUUCCUCUACUUCCUUCGUGGUUCCCUACCCUGGCAAGGCCUCAAAUGCGACAAUCUGAAGGAAAGGUACCAGAAAAUCGGAGAGACGAAGAAGAAUACCCCCAUAGAGGUUCUAUGCGAGGGUCAUCCAGAAGAGAUCGCCAACUAUAUGAGAUACGCGAGGAGAUUGGACUUUUUCGAGACACCCGAUUACGAAUAUCUCAGGAAGAUGUUCAAGGAUCUUUUCGAGAAGAGAGGUUACUCUGAUGAUGGUAUAUUCGAUUGGACUGAUAAGUUAACUUGGUUGAACAAAGAAGAUGCUAGUCAAACGAAAGAAAAGAAGAUGUCUGCAAAUUGAAAUGGGUUCAACAUUGUGAUGAUGACACUAGGAAAAGAUUAAAUAAACCCUAGUUCAUAUUGAAACCGGGAUCAAGUUAAUUAUUUACAUUAUUGUAGAAUCAUUAUAUGGAUCACAAAUUGAGGUGAAAGUAAAUAAGAAUAUUUCUA